Molecule: messenger RNA, 1521 nt
Organism: Linepithema humile (Argentine ant)
Lineage: Eukaryota; Metazoa; Arthropoda; Insecta; Hymenoptera; Formicidae
Source: RefSeq, a predicted model, not a curated record
AUGUCUACGAAGCUCCUUCAGGCCAACCUGAAUCACGCUCGUUGGGCCCAGGAUUUGUUCCUAGCGGACCUGUGCGAGCGUGAUGCAGGAUUGGGAGUGGCGGCGGAGCCGUAUCGAGUGCUGGACUCCAACUCCAACUGGGUCUCAGCCUCGAACGGUUUCGUCGUCAUUGUGAGAGGGCACUCCCCGCGUUCCCCUCCCCCCCCUUACCCUUGUGAAACGGGGAGUGGGAUUCGUUGUGGCGCGGUGGGGUGCCUUCUACGUGGUGGGGGUUUACGCCCCACCAAAGCGGCCUCACCCCAAAUUUCUGGAGCAGCUGCGGGCAAUGGGGAAGGCAUUCGCCGAUGCCUCUUCCACCCCGUACUGGUGGCCGGGGACUUUAACGCUUGGGCGCAGACGUGGGGUUCCCGGUACACCAACAGCAGGGAUCAGGCCGUGUUGGACUGGGCGGCGGAGCUGGACCUCCUGUUACUAAACAGGGGGUCCGAAAACACCUAUGUUUACCCCCGGGGGGAAUCCAUCGUUGACUUGACGUGGGCAUCCCCCCGGGCGGCACACUUGGUAGGAACCUGGAGGGUGGCGGACCGAGAGUCCCUUUCGGACCAUCUCUACAUAGAGAUGGUCCUGACUGCCACCUCCCCCCCCCCCCGACCGGAGGUGCUGAUCCGCCGCCAUCAACAAAGGGGCGAUAAACCCCCGAGAAGAUGGGCCCUGGCCCGAUUAGACCAGGACAAAUUGGUAGCGGCGGCCUUGGUGGAAACGUGGUCGGAUCCUCCCGACCUCGUCGACAUCGAGGCCGAUGCCGAGGAGAUCGGGAACAUGGCCGAGCGUAUCUGCGACGCGGCCAUGCCCCGAUCAAAGCCCGCCCCUCGUCGGGCUAUAUAUUGGUGGACGGAGGAGAUCACGGAUCUGCGAAGACGUGUGAACGCCGCCAGACGAGAUCUCCUCAGAGCCCGACGAAGAGCGGGAAGAGAAAACGACAGCACUGGGGGAUCUCCCCCCUGGUCCGGGGACCUGGAAAUCUCUGAGAGGGAGCUCUCCGAGGCGCCCAAAAGGCUGGGAGCUACUGGCAAAGCCUCUGGCCCGGACGGGGUCCCCGGUCGAGCGUGGGCCUUGGCCUUCGGCGUGGUGGGUGCCCGCCUGAGACGAAUGUACAAUACAUGUCUCAGGACGGGCGCCUUCCCCUCCUUGUGGAAGAGAGCGAACCUGGUGCUCCUUCGCAAGAAGGGAAAACCGGCGGAGCAACCCUCGGCUUACAGGCCGAUAUGCCUGCUGGACGAGGUCGGCAAAUUGUUUGAGAAAAUCAUUGCCGGCCGAAUCGUUCAGCACCUGUCACAGGAUGUUCCCAAUUUAUUAGAGGACCAAUUUGGAUUCCGGGAGGGCCGAUCGACGACGGAUGCGAUUACGCAUCUGCGGGCCCUUUCGGACCAGAUUGUAGGGGAGGGAGACGUGGCGUUGGCGGUGUCGUUGGAUAUCGUCAACGCCUUCAACUCUCUCCCCUGGGAACAUGUGAGGCCAUGA